Messenger RNA from Mobula hypostoma (lesser devil ray), 4313 nucleotides. Its product is annotated as B2 bradykinin receptor-like. The transcript is spliced from 2 exons. The record is from RefSeq and is a predicted model, not a curated record. NCBI's taxonomy places the organism in Eukaryota, Metazoa, Chordata, Chondrichthyes, Myliobatiformes, Myliobatidae. Gene Ontology annotation, biological process: G protein-coupled receptor signaling pathway; calcium-mediated signaling; cell chemotaxis. The coding region runs from base 348 to 1397 and encodes 349 amino acids. Gene Ontology annotation, cellular component: external side of plasma membrane; membrane. Gene Ontology annotation, molecular function: C-C chemokine binding; C-C chemokine receptor activity; bradykinin receptor activity.
GUUUGUACAGCGGCUCUGUUGAACUAGUGAGAUGUCAGGCACACUCAUCCAAACCACUUACAGACCGGCGGAGGGCGAGAAGAGCGCUUCCGCUUUUAAAUAGUUGAAUGAUGAUAGAGCACUGUGUUCGCGCCCCACCAGGACGAAGGAUUUAAAGGCGCGGCGGCGGCUGAGCUGGCCUCAAAAGCAGACUCGGCUGAGGCGGGGUGCGCAGCGCUAUCAGAGUCAAAGACUUCAUCCGCACCAGAGGCUCCAGUGCCAAUCUUGGGACGUCCCGCGAAAAGGAGGAAGAGGGCUGCACCUCUACGCACGGCAUCUCCGCAAAGAGACAACUGGUCCUGCCUCCAAUGGCAUCCUACAACCUCAGCGUAGCCAGCAGCCUCACAAACUCCAGCUCCUGCCCUGAUGGCAUCUUCUGGGACUGGCUGUAUUCCUUCCUGCCCGUCUACAUCAUGGUGGUGUGCAUCUUUGGCCUAGUGGGCAACAGCUUCGUCCUCCUGGUCUUCUGCCUACACCGGGGCCGACGCACAGUGCCCGAGAUCUACCUGGGGAACCUGGCGGGUGCUGACCUCCUGCUGCUGAGUUGCCUCCCGUUCUGGGCGGCCAACAUUGCCGAGCGCUUUGCCUGGCCCUUCGGCCAGUUCCUCUGUCGCUUCGUCAACCUCACAAUGUACAUGAACCUCUGGAGCAGCAUCUACCUGCUGGUGAUGGUCAGCAUAGAUCGGUACCUCGCCCUGGUGAGGGUCUUCAAUCCUGGGCGUAUCCGCACAGUCUUCUGCGCCAAGGUUAACUGCGGCCUGAUCUGGGCCUUCAGCCUGCUGAUGAGCAGCCAUGCCUUCCUGUUCCGCCGCGUGGUCUUCCGGCAGGACCUCAACAUGUCUGCCUGCCUGCUUCAGUACCCUCAGCAGGACUGGGAGUUCAAGAUCAACAUCGUCUUCAUUGUCGGCGUCUUCGUCAUCCCCGGAGCUGUCCUCAGCUUCUGCACUGCCAAGAUCCUCAGCGUCCUCCGCAACAACCGCCUGCAGCGCUUCACGCUGGUGCGCAAGGAAAGCAAGGCAGCUGGCCUGAUCCUCAUUGUCCUCUUGGCCUUCUUGGUCUGCUGGGUGCCCUUCCAGAUCUUCCGGGUGCUGAAGUUCUUCCACGAUGCGGGCCUGCUGACUGGCUGUGCCUGGAAUGAGGCUCUCAAUAAUGGCAACCAGAUCGUCACCUUCUUUGGAUGUACCAACAGUUGCAUCAACCCCAUCCUCUACGUUAUGGUGGGGAAGCAGUUCCGCAGCAAGGUCAAGCAGCUCUACACCCAGUCUGUGGCCAGGAGGAAGUCGUCGCUGACAUCAUUCCAGGACUCCACAGUGACCCACAACACACUCAUCUCCACUCUGGAGAGGUUAGACCGCUGAGCUGGGAAGGGUGAGAGAUCCUCUCCUGUGGAGCCACCUUUAACAUGCCAUUUCCUUGCCUUUCUACAUUCUCUUCAAUGAUAGGACGUCCUGUCAGUCUGUGGACACAGAAGCUCAGGAAAAUGGGAGCAGGUAGUAGGCCUUAAGCCUGCCCCGCUGUUCACUAUGACCAUGAUUGAUCGAUGCUGGCCUCAACUCCUCUUCUGCACCAAUUCCCCCGUAUUACAACAAAAUAAUCUAUCUCCACUUUAGAUACCCGCAGUUGUCCAACUCCAAUAAACCUCCUAGAGGUUCACUGCCCUCUGCAAGAAGAAAUGUUUAUGUACUUUAGUGGGACUAGCUGAGAUGGACAUCUUCGUCAGCACAGACGAGUUGGGCCAAAGAGCCUUUUCCCUGCUGUAUUAUUCUAUAACUCUAAAUGACUGGCUCUUUAGUUUGAAACUGUGCCCCCUUGUCUGACAUUCUCUGACUAACAUCUCAGCAUCAGCCUCCCUUCAGGAUCCUCCAUAUAUUGAGAAAUUACCCCUCAUUUUCUAAACUACAAGAAAUACAGAACCAAGCCUCUCUUGAUCGGGCAACCAAGAAUUUCAGAUUGUAUAUUGUAUACAUUCUCUGAUAGGAAAUGGAACUAUUGAACUAUUGACUCUCCUCCUGGCAAUGUUCCUGAUGAACUUCUCCUGGACUGUCUCCAAUGAUGUGCAGGUUACUCUUUAUUGUCUGGCAUCCUUGGGACCCGAACUGGUGUCUGACCACAGAACUGCCCGCAAUUUGCUGGAGAGCUGAUCUUUCUAAGUAUAGUCACAUCAGGGUCAUGCAAAGGCUCCAAGAACUGUCUGUAAACCAAAGUUUCCAGAAGUUAGAAAUGCAGGUGAAUUGGUAAAUUAUUGACACACAUACAGAUCAUUUCAUCACAUAGGUACAUCAAGGUAAUACAAGGGAAAACAGUAACAGUAUGCAGAAUAAAGUAUUACGGAGAAAAUGCAGUGCAGUCAAAUGAGACUCCUCAAGUAGGCAACUUGGUUGGCAAAGAUCAAUUGAGCCUAAGAGCUUAGCUACUGUCAAAGUAGUUACUGUAUUACCAUCACUAGCAGUGGACUUUGGAAGCAAUAACAACGUACAGAUGCCGAUAUCUCCAUGGUUUACUUUGUACAUCUGAAUAUGCAUUUAUAUCUGUUAACUUUCAGUGUGCAUCAAGUCUAGAGGUUUGUUAUAUCAUUACUGGAGUGAGCUUUGAAAAGGUAUAGAUGCAAAGUAAAGGGUGGUGAGAAAGUGGAACGAGUUCCAGCGGGAGUGGUGGAUGUGGGUUUGAUUGCGACAUUUAACAGAAGUUUGGAUAAGUACAUGGAUGGGAGGAAUAAGGAGGGAUAUGAUCUAGUUGCAGGUCGAAAGACCUGUUUCUGUUCAAUGUUGCUCUAUUUAUCAGUGACUGCUACAGAGAAAGAGGUGGUGUAUUAGUAUGUGGAACUAUAAUUGGAGCUGGAUUUGGAAUUGGUUUAUUAUUGACAUAUGUAGCAAGAUACCAUGAAAAAGUUGUCUUGCACACUGUUUCUAUAGAUCAAAUUAUUACAUCAGUGCAUUGAGGUAGUACAGGUGCAGGGAGACAGUAAGUGCGAGGUCACAAUGAGAUUGAUUGUGUGGUCAAGAGUUCAUCUUAAAGUACAAGAGAUCUGUCCAAUAAUCUUAUAACAGUGGUUUUGGCUGAGAUUGCAAAAGUUACUGAGAUGUUAACUAGCCACUGAUUGGUACAGAUCUUUGUUAAUUUAAGAUCUUGGUUAGAAGUGAUUAAUUAGUGCAUACCUGUACUUGCAGAGUCAAAACUUACCGGACAAUGGGAGCAGCCAAACUGGAGAGUUUCAUCCUGAGGUGAUGGAACAAUUUGUCAAUAAGAGAAUAAUCAAAUAAAUCAGCAGAGUCUCUGGGACUCUGCGGAGGGCUAUUGACAGAGCCCAAAGCAUGUCUAAUGGCCAAUAAGAUACUUUAACCUCAACCAUGUGAAUUUAUGUAGCAUCUCUAAGAUGGAAUUUGUUCCUAAGAGGCAGCAAGAGAAUGUUAUUUGGAUACUCAGAUGACCUAAAUGUUGGUGAUGGGGAAGGAAGGUUCUUUAAGACUGUAGUGGAGAACCAAGGGGGAGAUGUCUGGGCUAUCCCACCUGGGGGCAAAGGGAGUUUAAAAACAAGGAUGGAAAGUUGGGUGGGGUGUUGACUCCCAUAUUGUUCAUGUAGGUCAAUUCAUUACACAGCACAUUGAGAUAGCACAAGGGAAAACAAUGACAGAAUGCAGAAUAAAAUGUAACAGUUACAGAGAAAGUGCAGUGCAGGCAGACAGUAAGGUGCAAGUUCAUAAUGAUUGUGAGGUCAAGAGACCAUCUUAUCGUACUAGGAAACCAUUCAAUAGUCUUAGAACAAUAGGAUGGAAGCUGUCCUUGAGCCUAACGUUACAUGCAUUCAGGCCUUUGUAUCUUCUGCCUGAUGAAAGAGGGGAGAAGAGAGAAUAUAUAGGGUGGGCAAAAUUCAAGAAUAUUAUUGCUAAAUGUAGCUAAUUAUUGGAAAUUUGUAAGUCAUGCACAGAACCUAAUAGCAACCUGUAUUAAAUAUCUGGAAGGGUUUAUGAUCUGACUUCACAAAGAGAUUCAAACAUAGAUCAGUGUUAUAAAAGAGGAUGGAGAGGGAAUUUCAGAGUUUGGGACUGUGGCAGUGGACACCACGGGUGCCAGUGAAUUACCGACGGAAAACACUGAUACUGAAGAAGUCAAUGGAAAGUGCACUGGCAUGGCAGUGAAAUCACCCUGAAAACCACAUAAUGUUUCACCAGGCUUGUUAGUUUUGAGUUGAUGUGAUGCACUUAAAUUAUGUACUCCACAAGCAAGUGAAAUAUGCAUUGGGUAACUGUCACAAUGAUAUUAAUUGUGUUACCAUG